Messenger RNA from Colletotrichum destructivum, 837 nucleotides. RefSeq names its product Putative serine hydrolase FSH, alpha/Beta hydrolase. The coding region runs from base 1 to 837 and encodes 278 amino acids. Gene Ontology annotation, biological process: secondary metabolic process. The record is from RefSeq and is a predicted model, not a curated record. Gene Ontology annotation, cellular component: cytoplasm; nucleus. Gene Ontology annotation, molecular function: hydrolase activity. The transcript has 2 exons. NCBI's taxonomy places the organism in Eukaryota, Fungi, Ascomycota, Sordariomycetes, Glomerellales, Glomerellaceae.
AUGAGAUUUCUUGCAUUGCAUGGCGUCGGCAGUUCUGCCAACAUUUUGGAAAGCCAGUUGGCUGGGUUGAUGAGUUCGGUUGACGCAAGCUAUGAGUUUGUCUUGGUGGAUGGCCACGCGCCAUCGCACCGAGGGCCUGGCAUGAGCCCUGCACUAAGCGGGCCGUUCUACUCGCAUACAACAGGAUAUACACCAGCCGAGAUCCAGGCCGCGCACAACGAGAUAGCCGCCACAGUUGCUGAACUUGGGCCUUUCGACGGCAUCCUGGGCUUCAGCCAAGGCGCAUCGCUGGCUUUGUCAUACAUCUAUCACCAACAGGUCAGCGGCGAAGAGCUGGACUUCAAGUUCGCGGUUCUUUUUUCAUCCGUUGUCCCGUUCUCCGCGGACUCGACGUACUGCGAAAACGAGAUCGAGGAACUCUGCUCAUAUCGGCGCACUGGCAUGAUCAUCAAGGAUCUUGCGCCAAGGCAGCAAGUCUUCAAUGAUUGUUUGGUUCGGACGUUUCAAUCCGCUCUAAAGAUUGGGGCGGUCCUACCCGACUUCAACCAAGACUUCUUCCGGGAUGAUGGCAAGGCGGUUCCCCGCGUCCUUCAUCCCCUGUUGCUUUCGGAGCGCAUCCGCAUCCCCACCGUUCAUGUUUCUGGUAGGCGAGAUUUUCCUUUCAUGCACGACAUGCAUGAAGUAGGUUAUCAGAUGUGUGACCCGAGGCUAUCCAAGAAGCUAUAUCAUUCCGGUGGUCACCAUCCACCCAAAAAAGACUCGGAGAUAAAGGCGGUUGUUAGGGCUAUAGAGUGGGCCGUUGAUCAAUAUUACAGACAACCUCCGUCUUUUCUCUGA